Molecule: messenger RNA, 1318 nt
Organism: Desarmillaria tabescens
Lineage: Eukaryota; Fungi; Basidiomycota; Agaricomycetes; Agaricales; Physalacriaceae
Product: rhamnogalacturonan acetylesterase
Exons: 6
Coding region: 195-959 (254 amino acids)
Molecular function (GO): hydrolase activity, acting on ester bonds
Source: RefSeq, a predicted model, not a curated record
AAAGCAUGCGCUACUGUGCUCGGAAAAUUAUUCUGUACGUCGAAAAUCAGUGCUCGAAAAUGUUCCACAUUCAUCUGCGGUUAUUUGAGAGUAUGCGUUGCUAUAGUUAUGGAAAUCUCCGCCUGCCGUGCCAAGAUCUAUCAGGACGCCUUUAUAUGAGAGCUGGAAAGGUUUCUUGGACAGUCAACUGAAUCAUGUUUUUCCCCACUUUGUUAUUGCUACCUGGCUUCGCCACGUAUGUGCUGGGAACAACCGUUUACAUGGCUGGUGAUUCAACCAUGGCCAAAGACGGUGGCGGCUCGGGAACCGACGGUUGGGGUCAAUAUUUGGGCCAGUAUCUGUCUGUCACGGUCGUGAACAAAGCCAUUGCGGGUCGUAGCGCACGGAGCUAUACUGAUGAAGGCCGCUUUGACACGCUCAUCGACACUGUCUCUAGCGGCGACUACGUCGUGAUCGAGUUUGGUCAUAAUGAUGGAUUGUCCGGUACCGUGGAUAAUGGGCGUCAGGAUGCUUAUGGGGACGACUACAACACGACGAGCACAGUGACCAACUCAGCUGGUGAAAGUAUAGUCAUUCACACAUUCCCGUACUAUAUACAGAAUGCCGUCACUGUUCUCCAAGCCAAGGGUGCCAUCCCGAUCGUUUCCUCGCAAACUCCCAGCAAUGAUUGGGACGACGGUGUCAUUACCGAUCCCCCUCGCUUUGUUGCAUAUGCGAAUACGGCAGCCACUCGUACUGGAGCGACGUACAUAAAUCACUACACAUACAUGGCCCAAGCCUAUGAAGCUCUCGGGGAGACUGUUGUGGAUGCAUAUUACCCUCUCGAUCACACCCACACAUCGGUAGAGGGUGCCAACGUGGUAGCGGAGGCAUUUGUGAGAGGACUGCUUUGUGGUAAUAGUGACUUGGCGGCGUAUGUCAAUUCUGCAGGACAGGCUGUUCCCAAUAGCUGUUUGUAACUCUGAGUAAGAACUCGGAUGUCAAUUUGAAUGCAUUCUCUAGUUAAUCACAAAAAUGUCCGUUUUUCUCGGCGUUCGAAGGGAAUGACAAGAUCGGCGUUCAUUUAUAACGUGCAGGACAAACAUUCGAACCCGGUGUUACGUGUUUAACUAGAUCUGGGGUCUCCUGGAGGCGCUACCCAGAUAGAUCUGCUCCCACUCCGGUGAUAGAAGGCAUGUCUCGCAGUGAGAUUUUUGUCAAGCAGCAUAUGCACCUGUUGCAGCACGUCCAUGUGCAGGCACCUGUCAGAGGUUGCCUUGGCGGAACGAUAGUACCUGUUUUCCAGGGUAUAAAAGUAUGGCGAAUGAAAGAUGAUAGA